CCUGCAUGGACGGGCAUGGGCUGCAGAGCAGCUCCUUCCUGCGCCGCCGCCGCCGCCGCCGCCGCCGCCGCCCCCGCCGGGGCUGAGCAGCGCCGCCGCCCGCAGCCCUGCCCGCCGCCCCGCCCGCCGCCCCCGGCGCUGCUGCCGCUGCUGCUGCUGCUCGGCCUCGGGCUGCUCCACGCAGGUGACUGCCAACAGCCGGCCCAGUGUCGGAUCCAGAAGUGUACCACGGACUUCGUGUCGCUGACGUCGCACCUGAACUCCGCCAUCGACGGCUUUGACUCGGAGUUCUGCAAGGCCCUGCGUGCCUACGCCGGCUGCACCCAGCGGACCUCGAAAGCCUGCCGCGGCAACCUGGUGUACCAUUCGGCCGUGCUGGGCAUCAGCGACCUCAUGAGCCAGAGGAACUGUUCCAAGGACGGCCCCACAUCCUCCACCAACCCUGAAGUGACCCAUGACCCUUGUAACUAUCACAGCCACGCGGGAGCCAGAGAACACGGGGGAGGGGAUCUGAGCCCUCCCAGUUACCUUUUUUGUGGCUUGUUCGGAGAUCCUCACCUUAGAACUUUCAAGGACCACUUUCAGACGUGCAAAGUGGAAGGAGCCUGGCCCCUCAUAGACAAUAAUUACCUUUCAGUUCAAGUGACGAACGUGCCUGUGGUCCCUGGAUCCAGUGCUACUGCUACAAAUAAGGUGACCGUCAUCUUCAAGGCCCACGGCGCGUGCACGGAGCAGAAGGUGUACCAGGCGGUGAGCGACGACCUGCCGGCGGCCUUCGUGGACGGCAGCACGAGCGGCGGCGACGGCGACGCCAAGAGCCUGGUGGUGCGGGAGCGCGAGAGCGGCCGCGCCGUGGAGAUGCACGCGCGCUACAUCGGCACCACCGUGUUCGUGCGCCAGCUGGGCCGCUACCUGACGCUGGCGCUGCGCAUGCCCGAGGCGCUGGCCAUGGCCUACGAGGAGAGCCAGGACCUGCAGCUGUGCGUGCACGGCUGCCCGCUGGCCGAGCGCAUCGACGACGGCCGCGGCCGGGUGUCCGCCAUCCUGGGCCGCCCCGCGCCGCCGCCCGGGCCCGGCUUCUCGCUGGAGGCGGCGCACGCGCGCUGCCGGGAGCGGGUGCCGCUGCAGGACCUCUACUUCCAGUCGUGCGUCUUCGACCUGCUCACCACGGGCGACGCCAACUUCUCGGCGGCCGCGCGCAGCGCCCUGGAGGACGUGGCGGCGCUGCACCCGCGGCGGGAGCGCUGGCACCUGUUCCCGGGCGGCGGCGGCCCCGCGGGGAAAGCAAAACCACCACCUCUACUAACAGUUGGGGAAGGACAGACCCUUAACUCAGGCCACGUUGCCCUAUCGGAGAGCUGGCGAGGCCCCUGCCAGGCAUUCUGUGUCACUCGCAUUCUUACCAGUGUAUUUGGCUCUUGUGCCUUUACAAUCCGAGUCCCUGUACGACCUUUCCCAUCCCCACAGACCCGCUACUUUUCAGGAAUUGAAACCUAA
This is a messenger RNA of Canis lupus familiaris (dog), 1497 nucleotides long. RefSeq names its product repulsive guidance molecule BMP co-receptor b (gene RGMB). Gene Ontology annotation, molecular function: coreceptor activity. The record is from RefSeq and is a predicted model, not a curated record. The coding region runs from base 16 to 1497 and encodes 493 amino acids. Gene Ontology annotation, biological process: BMP signaling pathway. The transcript is spliced from 5 exons. Lineage: Eukaryota; Metazoa; Chordata; Mammalia; Carnivora; Canidae. Gene Ontology annotation, cellular component: plasma membrane.